Lepus europaeus (European hare) is the source of this 6144-nucleotide messenger RNA. RefSeq names its product envoplakin (gene EVPL). Gene Ontology annotation, molecular function: structural molecule activity; cadherin binding. Gene Ontology annotation, cellular component: cytoplasm; intermediate filament; cytoskeleton. The transcript is spliced from 22 exons. The record is from RefSeq and is a predicted model, not a curated record. Bases 1 to 6144 code for a protein of 2047 amino acids. Gene Ontology annotation, biological process: wound healing; intermediate filament cytoskeleton organization. Lineage: Eukaryota; Metazoa; Chordata; Mammalia; Lagomorpha; Leporidae.
AUGUUUAAGGGGCUGAGCAAAGGCGCCCAUGGGAAGGGGUCCCCCAAGGGCUCCCCAGCCAAGGGCUCCUCGGCCAAGGGCUCCCCCAGCAAGCACAGCAGGGCUGCCACCCAGGAACUGGCCCUGCUCAUCUCCCGCAUGCAAGCCAACGCCGACCAGGUGGAGAGGGACAUCCUAGAGACCCAGAGAAGGCUGCAGCAGGACCGGCUGAACAGCCAGCAGAACCGGGCCCUGCAGCACCAGCAGGAGACCAGCCGCAGCCUGAAGGAGGCCGAGGUGCUGCUCAAGGACCUCUUCCUGGACGUGGACAAGGCCCGGCGGCUCAAGCACCCGCAGGCCGAGGAGAUUGAGAAGGACAUCAAGCAGCUGCACGAGCGGGUGACCCAGGAGUGCGCCGAGUACCGCGCCCUGUACGAGAAGAUGGUGCUGCCGCCCGACGUGGGGCCCAGGGUGGACUGGGCACGCGUGCUGGAGCAGAAGCAGAAGCAGGUCUGUGACGGCCGGUACGGGCCGGGCAUGGCGGAGCUGGAGCAGCAGGUCGCCGAGCACAACAUCCUGCAGCGGGAGAUCGAGGCCUACGGGCAGCAGCUGCGGAGCCUCGCGGGCCUGGACGCCGGCACCAUCCGGAGCCAAUACGGAGACCUCCUGAAGGCGGCCUCGUGGCGCGGGCAGAGCCUGGGCAGCCUGUACACGCACCUGCAGGGCUGCACGCGGCAGCUGGGCGCCCUGGCCCAGCAGCAGCGCCGCAUCCUGGAGCAGGACUGGAGCGACCUCAUGGCUGACCCCGCGGGCGUGCGGCGGGAGUACGAGCACUUCAAACAGCACGAGCUGCUGAGCCAGGAGCAGAACGUGAACCAGCUGCAGGACGAUGGGGAGCGCAUGGCAGCGCUCGGGCACCCGGCCGCGGGGCCCAUCCAGGCCCACCAGGAGGCCCUGAAGACGGAGUGGCAGAACUUCCUGAACCUGUGCAUCUCCCAGGAGAGCCACCUGCAGCACGUCGAGGACUACCGCCGGUUCCAGGAAGAGGCCGACUCGGUCAGCCAGACCCUGGAGAAGCUCAACUCGAACUUGGACACCAAGUACAGGCCAGCCCCUGGGGACCCCCUUGGUGCCCCCACAGAGCUGCUGCGACAGCUGGAGGCGGAGGAGAAGCAGCUGGCUGUGGCGGAGAGGACCAUUGGGGAGCUACAGAAGAAGUGCCAGGAGGUGGCCCCCCUGCCGCAGCGCAGGAGCCCACCCCAGCAGACCCUGCGCGUGGACAGCAUCUGUGACUGGGACUCAGGAGAAGUGCAGCUGCAGCAGGGGGAGCAGUACACGCUGAUGGACAACACCGACCCACACACCUGGGUCGUGCGGGGCCCUGGUGGGGAGAUCAAGAGCGCGCCCGCUGCCUGCUUCUGCAUCCCAGCGCCGGACCCUGAAGCCGUGGCCAGGGCCUCCAGCCUGGCCUCGGAGCUGCAGACCCUGAAGCAGAAGUUGGCCACAGUCCAGAACGACGUGAAGUCCAGCGCUGAGGAGCCCCUGCGGCCUGGCCAGCAGGGUACCCGGGCUGCCUGGUCGGGGAGCGUUGUUGGGAGAAAGGGGACAGGCCCUUGGCCCUCACCAGCACCUCUGCCCUCAGCUCCAGCUGGCUCGGCCCCAGUUGACCCACAGGCCCAGAAGCUCCUGACACGGAUGACCCAGCUGGACACGGACCUGGGAGAGAUAGAGCGGCAGGUGCUGGGCUGGGCCCGGGCCCCGCUGAGCCGCACUGCCCCGCUGGAGGACCUAGAGGGUCGCAUCCACAGUCACAAGGGCACGGCCCAGCGCCUGCAGGGCCUGGGAGCCGAGAAGGAGGCGGCCCAGCUGGAGUGUGAGGAGUUGCUGAGGGCCCAGCCCGUGGGCCCCGCCGCCCUGCAGCUGCCCGUGGCCCUCAACAGCGUCAAGAACAAGUACAGCGACGUGCAGGUGCUGUGCCACCUGUACAGGGACAAAGCCAAGGCUGCCCUGGGUCUGGAGCGGCAGAUCCGGGACACGGACAAGGUCAUCCAGGGCUUCGAGUUGGCUCUGGCGCAGGAGACCCCCCUCUCCGGGGACCCCGGGGCGCUGCAGGAGAGGGUCGUGGAGCUGCAGCGCCAGCGGAGGGCGCUGCUGGAGCAGCAGGCCUGCGUGCUGGGCUUGCACCGGGAGCUCAAGGCCACGGAGCACGCGUGCAGUGCGCUGCAGAACAACUUCCAGGAGUUCUGCCAAGACCUGCCGCGCCAGCAGCGCCAGGUGCGGGUGCUUACCGACCGCUACCACGCCGUGGGGGACCAGCUGGACCUGCGGGAGAAGAUGGUGCAGGACGCCGGCCUCACCUACCAGCGGUUCAAGAACUGCAGGGACAGCCUGAGCUCCUGGCUGGAGCACCUGCCCCAGAACCAGGUGCGACCGGGCGACGGACCCAGCCAGGUGGCCUACAAGCUGCAAGCGCAGAAGAGGCUGGUACAGGAGAUCCAAGGCCGGCAGCAGGACAGCGCCACCGUGUCCCGCCUCGCCCAGGACCUGCAGGCGGCUCUCCAGGACUAUGAGCUGCAGGCAGACACCUACCGCUGCUCCCUGGAGCCCGCCCUGGCAGUGUCGGCCCCCAAGAAGCCCCGAGUGGCCCCCCUGCAGGACAGCGUCCAGGCCCAGGAGAAGGACCUGGCCAAGGCCUACACCGAGGUUGCAGCCGCACAGCAGCAGCAGCUGCAGCAGCUGGAGUUUGCUAGAAAGAUGCUGGAGAAGAAGGAGCUCAGUGAGGACAUCCAGGCGAGCCGCGAGGUCACGCUGGCGUCCGAGAGCCCGGCUCAGGCCGGGAGGGAGUCGGAGACGCUGAGGUCGCAGCUGCAGGAGGAGAGGCAGCGGGUGGCCCGGGUGCAGCGCGAGCUGGAGGAGCAGCAGGCGCAGCUGCUGCGGCUGAGGACCCAGCCGCCGGUGGAGAGGCUGGAGGAGAGGGAGGUGGUGGAGUUCUACCGGGACCCGCAGCUGGAGAGCAGCCUGGCCAGGGUGCAGGCCCAGGUGGAGGAGGAGGGCAGGAGGCGGGCCGGCCUGCAGGCAGAGCUGGAGGCCACGGCGCAGACGCUCGCCCGGCUACAGAGCGAGAGUAAGGCAAGGCAGCCCCAUCUGCUGACCAAGGAGGUCACCCGCGUCGAGCGGGACCCCAGCCUGGACGGCCAGGCGGCCCAGCUGGGCGUCGAGAUCCAGCAGGUGCGGGAGGAGAGCGGCGUCGUGGGCGCCCGGCUGGCCGCGCUGAAGGAGGAGCUGCUGGCCCUGGAGCGGCGGGAGGCCGCCGUGAAGGAGACGGUGGUGGUGAAGGAAGUGGUCAAGGUGGAGAGGGACCCGGAAAUGGCGCAGGCGGCCGGGGCCCUGAGGCUGCAGGUCCAGGAGGAGGCGGCGCGCAGGAAGGGCGCAGAGGAGGCCGCGGCGGGGCUGCGGGCCCGCAUCGCCGACCUGGAGCGGGCCAUCGGCGCGGUGGAGCCCAAGGUCAUUGUGAAGGAGGUGAAGACGGUGGAGCAGGACCCGGGGCUGCUGGAGGAGUCCUCCCGGCUCAGGAGCCUCCUGCAGGAGGAGAGGAGCAGGAACGCGGCGCUGGCCCGGGAGCUGCAGGAGCUGCGGAACCGGCACAGCGCGGCUGCGGCGCAGAAGCCGCAGGUGCAGCUCCAGGAGCGCGUGCACGAGAUCCUCCGCGUGGACCCGGAGACGGAGCAGGAGAUCGCGCGGCUCCGGGCCCAGCUGCAGGAGACGGCGGGCCGGAGGAGCCGCGUGGAGGAGGAGGUGGAGCGGCUGCUGCCCGAGCUGGCCGUCCUGCGGGCCCAGAAGCCCGCGGUGGAGUACCGGGAGGUGACCCAGGAGGUGGUGAGGCACGAGAAGAACCCCGAGGUGCUGCGCGAGAUCGACCGGCUCAAGGCGCAGCUCAACGAGCUGGUCAACGCCAACGGGCGUGCCCAGGAGCAGCUCAUCCGGCUGCAGGGCGAGCGCGACGCGUGGAGGCGCGAGCGGGCCAAGGUGGAGACCAAGACGGUGACCAAGGAGGUGGUGCGCCACGAGAAGGACCCGGUCCUGGAGAAGGAGGCCGGGCGGCUCCGCCAGGAGCUGCGGGAGGCGGCCCAGAAGCGCCGGGCCGCCGAGGACGCGCUCCACGAGCUGCAGAACAAGUACCUGCUGCUGGGGAGGCGGCGGCCCGAGGAGAAGCUGGUGGUGCAGGAGGUGGUGGUGGCGCAGAAGGACCCGCGGCUGCGCGAGGACCACAGCCGGCUGAGCCGCAGCCUGGAUGAGGAGGCUGGCCGCCGGCGGCAGCUGGAGCGCGAGGUGCAGCAGCUGCGGGCCGCCGUGGAGGAGCAGGAGGGGCUGCUCAGCUUCGGGGAGGACCGCGGCAAGAAGCUGGCCGUGGAGCGGGAGCUGCGCAGGCUGACCCUGCGCCUCCAGGAGCUGGAGCAGCGGCCCCGCGCCGGCCCGGAGAGGAUCAUCACGGAGGAGCUGGUGAAGCUGGAGAAGGACCCGGAGGUGGAGAAGUCGGCCGAAGCCCUGCGCCGGGACCUGCAGCGCGAGCAGGCCCGGGGGGCCGAGCUGCGCCGGGAGUCGCAGGGCCUGCAGGUCCGCAUCGACGUGCUGCGGACGGCCAAGUCGCAGGAGAAGACCAUCUACAAGGAGGUGAUCAGGGUGGAGAAGGACCGGGCACUGGAGGGCGAGCGGGCGCGUGCCUGGGAGGCGCUCAGCAGGGCGCGCUCGGCCCGCCAGGCCCGGGAGGAGGAGGCGCAGCGCCUGCGGGAGCGCGUGGACAGGGCCGAGGCGCUGGGGCGGACCUGGUCGCAGGAGGAGGCCAAGCUGCAGGAGGCCCGGGAGCAGGCGAGCCAGGAGUGUGGGCGGCUGCGGCAGCAGCUGCGAGAGCUGGAGCAGCAGGCGCUGCGGCUGCAGGAGGAGGCAAAGACGGAGAGCGAGAAGGCGGAGAGCGGGCGGCAGCAGGCGGCCCAGCGGGGCCGGGCGCUGUCGCAGCUCGAGGCGGCCAUCCUGCGGCAGAAAGACCAGCUGCACGAGAAGGAGAGGACCCUCCGCGACCUGCAGGCCAGGCUGAGCCGCGAGGAGCUCAGCCAGGAGACCCAGACGCGCGAGACCAACCUUUCCACCAGGAUCUGCAUCUUGGAGCCAGAGACGGGCGCCGACAUGUCCCCGUACGAGGCCUACAAGAGGGGCGUCAUCGACCGCGGCCAGUACCUGCAGCUGCAGGAGCUGGAGUGUGACUGGGAGGAGGUCACCACCUCGGGCCCCUGUGGGGAGGAGUCUGUGCUGCGGGACCGCAAGAGCGGGAAGCAGUACUCCAUCGAGGCCGCCCUGCGCUGCCGGCGCAUCUCCAAGGAGGAGUUCCACCUGUACCGCGACGGCCGCCUCCCCAUCUCCGAGUUCGCGCUGCUCGUGGCCGGUGAGACCAAGCCCUGCUCCUCGCUCUCCAUCGGCGCCAUCAUCUCCAAGUCCCCGCUUGCCUCCCCCGGCUUCUCUUUCGGGCUCGCCGACGACAGCUUCCCCAUCGCCGGGGUCUACGACACCACCACGGACAACAAGUGCAGCAUCAAGACGGCCGUGGCCAAGAACAUGCUGGACCCCAUCACGGGGCAGAAGCUGCUGGAGGCCCAGGCGGCCACGGGGGGCAUCGUGGACCUGCUGAGCCGCGAGCGCUACUCUGUGCACAAGGCAGUGGAGAGGGGGCUGAUCGAGAACACGGCCACGCAGCGGCUGCUCAACGCCCAGAAGGCCUUCACGGGCAUCGAGGACCCCGUCUCCAAGAAGCGGCUGUCGGUGGGCGAGGCCGUGCAGAAAGGCUGGGUGCCCCAGGAGAGCGUGCUCCCCCACCUGCAGGUGCAGCACCUGACGGGGGGCCUCAUCGACCCCAAGAGGACGGGCCGCAUCCCCGUCCCACAGGCCGUGCUCUGCGGGAUGAUCAGCGAGGAGCUGGCCCGGCUCCUGCAGGAUGAGUCCAGCUACGAGAAGGAUCUGACCGACCCCAUCUCCAAGGAGCGGCUGAGCUACAAGGAGGCCAUGGGGCGCUGCCGCAGGGACCCCCUGAGCGGCCUGCUGCUGCUCCCUGCCGCACUGGAGGGGUACCGCUGCUUCCGCGUGGCCUCCCCCAGCCUGCCACGCGCCCUGCGCUGA